Molecule: messenger RNA, 1795 nt
Organism: Podarcis raffonei (Aeolian wall lizard)
Lineage: Eukaryota; Metazoa; Chordata; Lepidosauria; Squamata; Lacertidae
Product: selenide, water dikinase 2-like
Exons: 8
Biological process (GO): L-selenocysteine biosynthetic process
Cellular component (GO): cytoplasm
Molecular function (GO): ATP binding; selenide, water dikinase activity
Source: RefSeq, a predicted model, not a curated record
CCUCGGCAAGGCGUCAUGGCGGCGCUGGCAGGCUCCCCCUCGGCCGGCCUUCCUUCUCUGGCGGCGGCGGCCGCCCCCAGCCCCGUAGGCCCGCCGGGCUACCGGCCCUUCGAGCCCGAGGCGCUGGGGCUCAGCCCGGGCUGGCGGCUCACCAGCUACGGGGAGCUGCGCGGCUGAGGCUGCAAAGUCCCUCAGGAGACGCUGCUCAGGCUCCUGGAGGGACUCGGCGGGGCCCGCGCGGGAGAGGCGGGCGCCGGGGAGGCGGCUGCCGUCGGCGGGGCCCCCCGGACCCUCGGCAUCGGAAUGGACUCCUGUGUGAUCCCAUUGAGGCAUGGGGGUCUCUCCCUUGUACAGACCACAGACUUCUUUUAUCCACUAGUGGAGGACCCGUAUAUGAUGGGCCGCAUUGCCUGUGCUAACGUGCUGAGUGACCUCUACGCCAUGGGCAUCACAGAAUGUGACAACAUGCUUAUGCUUCUGAGUGUAAGCCAGAAAAUGACUGAGGAGGAGCGGGAGAAAAUAAUGCCACUGAUAAUCAAGGGCUUUCGGGAUGCAGCAGAAGAUGGUGGCACCUCAGUAACUGGUGGGCAGACUGUCCUGAAUCCUUGGAUUAUUGUUGGAGGAGUUGCAACAGUUGUAUGCCAGCCCAAUGAGUUCAUCAUGCCAGACAGUGCUGUUCCAGGGGAUGUUCUUGUGCUGACUAAACCACUGGGGACUCAAGUGGCUGUAAAUGCUCAUCAGUGGCUAGAUAAUCCAGAACGGUGGAAUAAAAUUAAGCUGGUGGUCUCCAGAGAAGAUGUUGAACUGGCAUAUCAGGAAGCCAUGUUCAGUAUGGCCAUGUUGAACAGGACAGCUGCCAGCUUGAUGCAUACUUUCAAUGCCCAUGCUGCUACAGAUAUUACAGGCUUUGGUAUUCUGGGUCAUGCACAGAAUUUGGCCAAACAGCAGCGCAGUGAGGUGUCAUUUGUCAUCCACAAUCUGCCUAUCCUUGCCAAAAUGGCUGCUAUUAGCAAAGCGUGUGGCAACCGGUCACGGCUACUACAAGGAACAUCCCCCGAGACAUCUGGUGGGCUGCUGAUCUGUUUACCCCGAGAGCAGGCUGCUCGCUUCUGCGCAGAGAUCAAAUCUCCCAAAUAUGGAGAAGGACACCAAGCCUGGAUCAUUGGCAUUGUGGAGAAGGGCAACCAGACCGCUCGCAUCAUUGACAAACCCCGUAUCAUUGAAGUGACACCCCGUGGGGCCAGUGCCUCCCCUCAGGAUAAUAAUUCCAGUGCCAGCCCUGAAGCUGCAUCAUGAGGUGGCAAAAUAGUUUUCUUUUAUCCACUGUAGGUUCUGGGAUUGAAAAGGGUAGCACCUGAGCCUUUGGAUCAGUGUGCAGUUACCUUCUACAGCAAAAUGAUCCUCAGAACACUAUCAGUUGGUGGCUGGUUCCUUCCUGCCAUCUGAUGUGAUCAAUUUUAAAGUCAUUUCCUGCAAGCAGGUAAAUUGCGGACACUCUUGAUUUUGGAGAAGAUGGUAACUUGAAUUAUUUAUUGGAAUAGUUCUGCUUGUUAUUGAGCUCUCCCAGCUUUUGGUCAGACUGAGCAGCUGGUCCAAAAGGAUGGUGGGUGACUUAAAAAGCCAUUUGGUUGGGCAAGAGGUCUCUCCUCUCAUUAUGAAGCACCUCCGUUAAAACCCAAUCAUGGGCUUGGAGGAGCAGAGGAAACCUGGAGGAGCAGCACCAAGCUCAGCUUCAUGGAUUGUUCCUUGGGUUGUAAAUUAUUGGUGAUUGAGUUAAUAAAGUUGAUUUCUACAA